UAAAUUCAACAAAUUAUGCAGUUGUCAGUGACAGUUACAGUCCAGUCCCCUCAAAUAAACGAUCUUUGUGUUUUCUCAUUGCAGAUAAAUUCGACAAGGCGUCUUCCCUCCUUUGCAGCCAUGGCUCACUCCGUGUCUGGAGGGACUGUGCUCACCAUCCUCCUCAUUAGCAGGUUGUUAGAGAACUCGCUGCUCAACGCAGAAGUGAAGGAAGGAGAGAUUCUGCCUCCUACCAUUCAGAGGCUGAUGAAAGGAUACAACAAGUAUCUCAGGCCUUUCUUUGACAAUGGUCCUGUGACGGUGGGAAUGAGUUUGGACAUCGCUAGCAUUGACACCAUUUCUGAGAUCAACAUGGACUACACAGCCACCAUAUUCCUCCGCCAGCGCUGGACGGAUGAGCGCUUGGUGUUUGAGGGCAACAAGAGCCUGAGCCUCGACGGGCGCCUGGUGGAGCUUCUCUGGGUGCCGGACACUUUUAUUGUUGACUCCAAAAAAUCCUUCCUGCAUGAUAUCACAGUGGAGAACAGACUGAUCCGCAUCUUCCCCAAUGGGACCGUCCUUUAUGCUCUGAGGAUCACCACCACUGUGGCGUGCAACAUGGAUCUGACGAAGUACCCAAUGGACAAGCAGACCUGCACGUUACAACUAGAGAGCUGGGGCUACAACAUCAACGAUGUCAUGUUUUACUGGACCCGAGGAAAUGAGUCUGUCAGCGGUUUAGACACCCUGCAACUGGCUCAGUACACCGUGGAGGACCACUACACAUCUGUCUCAGAAGCUAUCUACGAAACAGGCCAUUACCCGAGGCUGGUUUUCCACUUCGAGCUGAAAAGGAGCAUUCUCUAUUUCAUCCUGGAGACGUAUGUCCCCUCCAGCCUGCUGGUGGUCCUCUCAUGGGUGUCCUUCUGGAUUUCCUUAUCCUCUGUUCCGGCUCGAAUUUGCAUAGGAGUGACCACAGUCCUGACUAUGACCACCCUGAUGAUGGGAGCGCGGACGUCGCUGCCCAAUGCCAACUGCUUCAUCAAGGCCAUCGACGUCUACUUGGGAAUCUGCUUCAGCUUCAUCUUUGGAGCGCUUAUUGAGUACGCCGUGGCCCACUUCUGCACGCUAACUCAUGCUGAUGCUCACAUGCUGAUGUACGGCCACCACAUGUACGACAUGGACGACGAAAUGAACGGCAUCAUCACCACCAUUUCCACUCACUCCAGCAGAGCCAAGAGACGCAAGGAGCCCGCCGUCACCUCGCCGCCGGCGCCUGCCUCGGCAGAACUCAGCGUCAGCCCCUCCAGUCCUUCAGGCAGUGAGCCCAAGCCUGAAGUGUCCCCUCCAGAACCCACCAACUGGUGCCUCACCACUCUUGCCACACUGCGCAAAAUCCUCCGCUUUAUAAGCUGCUGUCACAUCGAGAACCCCCACCACAUAGACAACUACUCCAGAGUCACCUUCCCCCUUUCUUUCGUCAUUGUCAACCUGCUCUACUGGACAUAUUAUCUGUACUUCUAGUAUCGGCUUUAGAGCGGCAGUGUGUCUCUGAGAGUGUGAGGCAAAGAGUGUAUGUAGGCAAGAAGUGUAUUUUACUGUAUGUAUGUACAGAAAGCAUUAACAAGGUGUGUUCUGAGAUGGGUUUAUACCGUUUCUAUAUUUGGUUUCAUAAGCAAAGUAGCAAAUUCAAAUGAGACCAUUGGUUUUAUUUAUUUAUUUAUUUAUUUAUUUAUUUAUUUAAAAAUAGAACUGCAGCUUCAUUUUGAAUAUCAAAACAGGUGCAUUUCAAUAAAUUAGAAUAUAAUUGAUAGCUGAAAUAGCAGUCCGGUGAAAAGUAUCCCCAUUUACAAUAUAGAUGCUCAAUAAUUGGUUUCUGCUCUUUUGCAUGAACUGCUGGUUCAGUGUGGCUCAGCGUGGCAGCUGGUUGCCUUCAUCUGCUCCGAUUGUUGGCUCUGGUGUCGUUUGUCUUCAUAGGUUCUGUAUUAGGAUUAGGUUAGGGUAGUUUGCUCGAAAUCUAAAUGAGGAUCUCCAUAUUGUUUGUUAACAAAGGGAAGCAUAAAGUGCUCUAAAUGUUGAUUGUUGCGCUGACGUUAGGUUUGCUAAAACAAGGUGGAACAACACCGGCAGAUGCUGUUUCUUCCAAAAUUAGUGGGAAUUUCCACAGUCAGUUUUAUGAAGAGCUCCACUAAAAAAAGGCUGCACCUUUUUUCUACUUUACUUUUUUCCUUCCACACAACUUCCCAGUAAUAUACUAAGAUACAGAACUCAACCAACUUGAUAAUAAUGAAUUUUUAUUUCUUGCAAAUUAGAAGUCUUUGCCUUGAUUUUCAAUGCUGAUAUUUGUAAAUUAUAGCAUUUUUUUCUGUCAUUGGUCUGAUAUAAUAUUCAAAUUUCUGAGAAAUUAAAUUUGGAGUUUUCAUUAGGUGUAAUCAAAAUGAAUGGAAAUGACACUAUAUUACAUGCAGGUUUUUAAUGAUAUUUUAAUUUACUUGGAUUCACCUGUUUACUUUCAAUUCCUGCUUUUCUAAAUAAAUCAGUUAUUUUGCUAAAACGAAACGGCCAGCUUUAAUCAGAGAACAUAAGGUCUGAACAGUUUUACCAAUCCAAAAGUAAGAAAAGGCUACUGCUUUCCUUCUAGUUGGGAUAUAUUCAUUUUAAGAUGGAGCUGUGAUUAAAGGCUUUGUGACAGAUUUCACAAGGGCUGUUAGGUGAGAGCAAAUUCCCACAGCACUUUGAUUUUCUGCUGUGAUGGACUGAUCAUCGAUAUUUUAUAACUUCAUCUUCUGUUUCCUGCAACAUUUAGGAGGAAGUAGAGAAAAAAACAAAUGACAGUUGUGAGGUGAAAAAGACCCAUCAUGGAGUUUGUUAAAAAAAAGAAAAAAACUCUAAAACAUUCUCCAAAUGGAGGAUCGCUCCUGAAGGAGCUGGAAAAAUCUUUUCUCUGUAACUCUGUGAGUUAUUUUUUUUGCUUGCAUUUUUUGUUUUUUUAUUGAGAAUAUGAACAUAUAUAGUGGCCUUUAGUCAUUUAUAAACCAAUUUUAUCACAUUAAUCAUCAUACAACUCUGAAGCCCUCUGUAUCCACUCCCUAUUAAGAAAUUUCACAUUCUGAAUUUUAUGAAUACAGUACAUGUUAUUAAAUAACAUGAAACAUAAAAAGAAAGUGUAAGAAAUGGUUCAUCCUAAAAUACCAGAGGUAUAAGAGAAAUUAUGUGGCAUAAAUGGUGAAUAAAUGUGCCAAACUGAAAAGAAACAAACCCACUUCAUAUGCAGAUGGUACAGGAUUUGUCUGGAUUUCCUUUGAGAUUCUGUUUCUCAUGAUGCAGACCUCUCCAAAAUGGAAAAUCUUUUAAAAAGGAGGUGUCUCAAAUAUGUUUCCUCCCACUGUAAACAUCAAACCACUUCUGAAGUAGUAGCUAAUCAUAAAAAAUGCUUUUUUAGGGAUAUUUAAUUAUUGUCAACACUGCCUGCUCAUGUGAUGCCGUGGUAAAUUACAAUCUUGUCUCCUGAGACUCGCCUUAAAUUGAACUAGAUUUUCCCACUGAGGGGGAAAAGGAAACAUUAUUCUCUUUAUAAUCAAUUCUGUGGUACGAAAUAAACCUGAUAAAUCCAGAAAAACAAACUGUUAUCACCAUAUCAUAAACUCUGUAUGUAGAUAGUUAAGCUUUUGCUAAUUCACGCUGUGGAGUCGAUGCCCACAGAGCAGGAGUAACAGAUCAGACAUGUGGAUUUGUAGGACUGCCACACUUCAAACUACAAUCAGAUACGUUAUUUAUGCAGUAUUUCUCUCUGCGGCUUCAGCAAUUGUUUCUCGCUGGGUUUUGUAAAAACAUAAGGUAGUAGCCAGACUUUGUGGAAUGGGAAUGAAAUGGCCAAAAUAAACAAAGAGGACAAAAGCCUCUGUGCACUGUGAAAAACAAAAACAGAACAGCAUGGCAUUUCUUGGUUUUCAUGAUUCAACUUUUACAAAGAAGGGGGAAAUGCCAUUCCAGUGACUGCUAACAUAACCAUGAUGGGGCAGCAAGUGGCUACAACAUCUUUAUUACAUUUUAAAAGCCAUAAAAAGCAUUCUACGUGUAGCCAGUGAUUGUGUUUUUGCAGCAACUUCACAGAAAUAAACAAUAGGAAACCAUUGUGUCCACUGAACACAUCAAGGUGUAAUGGUCAUAACAAACUACAGGACAAAAGUACACCCUUUGUCACUGUGUGCCCACAGUUGAUGUGUUGCAAAGAGGGAAAUGGGGAAACAGGACCUGAGUUUAUAGUGGCCUUGUGACUGGGUCAGAGCAUCCAGCAUCCCUGUCUGCAGUGGUCAGUCUCUAUUUAAAGUGGUCCAAGGCAGGAGAAGUUGUGACUCUGUGACAGGGUCAUUCAUGUACAGGCUGGCCGCUAGAUAGACUGGAUCUAUCCAACAGAAAAGACACCGCUGACCAAAUUACUGAUUAAUUUAAUACCAGUUCUCAAAGAAGCAGGCAAAAAUACACAGACCCUCAUGGUGUCUCCUGUCCAGUGCUGAAAUAACCAACAAUCUGAUGAAUUAAAUUAUCUUUCAUAAUCCCUGAAUGGCCCAGUGAGCCUCCGUUGGCCAUCUGGGGAACACAAAGCACCACGAAGCGAAAAGAAGGCAAGUUACAUUAGCAUGAUAAUGACAAUGUUCUGCUGCAAAACGUCUUGGUGGAUGUUACUUUGACUUUGACCCAUUGUUAUACACCCAUCUAUGGAAGCAGUGCAGUUGUCUGAAUGUACCUUCUCUGUUUGAGGAACACAGCAACAUGUUUGAGGUGUUGACUUGGCCUUCAAACCUCCCAAAUCUAAAUCCUCUGGACUGACAUGAAUCCUUAAAGUUGCAGCCAAGAAGGGGGAACCAGUCCAGUAUUUGGCUGGUGAUCAUAAUGAUAUGCCUGAUGUUGUUCUCUUUGAAAGAAGAACAAUUUUAUCAUUCUGUUAGGGAGCAUAAAAUAUGCUAUUUUUUAUUUUUUAACUUUAUUUUUGUUUACUUGUGACAUUUCUCUUUGGGCUUUCAGUUUUCCCUCUGACUAAUCUGUAAUGCGGUGACCUCCACCACAUUAUAAUCUGGACAGCAGGUGCAAAAACAUAACACACCCGAUUUAACAAUGCCUUGGUUUGUUUGCUCGCAGGAAUUUGAGCCAAAGAAGAUGCUUUCAUUAUUGUUAGUUUUCCCUUUAGUGUCAAAUGCUUAAAGUGCUUUGCUAAAAAGAAUCUACCAUGAUUGUUUCUGUAGUCACUAGAGAAUACAUAACAAACCGCAUGUUGUAGGCGAGCAGAUGAAAACACUCACACAACAGGAUUCAGUUGAACUAAGGAGAUGCAUGUUUAUUUCUUGCCGUUUACUCAGUAUUACUGUGAAAAACUGAAGGUUGGUGAAUUAAAACCACAGUUCAUUUUUCAAGAACUCGUUUUGGGUUUGUCAUGGAGAGCUAAACUGUCAAUGUACAGUCAACGACCUGCUUUAGCUCCAUGGUUUUAUAUCUGUUUCACUGACAAACAUUUCAAUUCUCUCUUCUGCCUGAUGUUUGAUGAAAAGUAGGAUCUGUUUAGUUUGUAUUUUCCUUUCUGCAUGGUUUUAGGUGUACCUCUUUUCCUUCUACAUUCUUUUAUUUUGUCUAACGUACAGAAUUAGUCACUGUAAAAAGCUAAUUGUGAGGACUGGGUUCGUAGAGUGCUCAUUGCCAAACACGAGAGUUAAAAUUUAGAAAAUUUAAAUUUGGUCAAAUUUUCCAGGCCCUCCCACCAAACUGUGAGCGACAUCUUCUCUGUGGAUGUUGGAAAACAUUUGCUUUUUAUAUUUAUUAUCAUUAUUAUUACUUUGCUAAGCUAGAUAAGCUUAACAUAUGCAUGUAAAUGUGGAGCCAAAGAGCCACAGCACCAAGAACACCGAUCCCUCGCCGCAUCGGAUCCAGUCAUGUUUUAAAAACACACUGAAUGAACGUAGUUUUGGACGGACACGAUGCUGGAGGACAUCUCUGGGACAGUGGAGGGAUAUAUUUAAAGGAAAAUGGAAAACAGAGACCUUUCAUGCCCCAGAGGGGGGGAUCUGUCAGUUAUAACUGAGGGGACAACUUUACUUCACGGGACAUUUUCUUGUCAAAUGUAUUUAUACACAGUUGUAACAUCCAGUUGCUUUAUCUGCUGUAAAUAAACAAUACCACUAUGCAUGUUUAUCUGGUGUAUGAAUGUGAAUAAUAGCAAUAAAAAGGUUUAAUGUG
This is a messenger RNA of Poecilia latipinna (sailfin molly), 6207 nucleotides long. RefSeq names its product gamma-aminobutyric acid receptor subunit pi-like. The transcript is spliced from 9 exons. Gene Ontology annotation, cellular component: membrane. Gene Ontology annotation, molecular function: extracellular ligand-gated monoatomic ion channel activity; transmembrane signaling receptor activity. Gene Ontology annotation, biological process: monoatomic ion transmembrane transport. The record is from RefSeq and is a predicted model, not a curated record. Bases 16 to 1503 code for a protein of 495 amino acids. NCBI's taxonomy places the organism in Eukaryota, Metazoa, Chordata, Actinopteri, Cyprinodontiformes, Poeciliidae.